This is a messenger RNA of Gallus gallus (chicken), 1482 nucleotides long. RefSeq names its product adaptor-related protein complex 4, mu 1 subunit (gene AP4M1). Lineage: Eukaryota; Metazoa; Chordata; Aves; Galliformes; Phasianidae. Gene Ontology annotation, cellular component: clathrin adaptor complex; trans-Golgi network; cytoplasmic vesicle. The record is from RefSeq and is marked provisional. The transcript has 15 exons. Bases 100 to 1425 code for a protein of 441 amino acids. Gene Ontology annotation, biological process: Golgi to lysosome transport; protein targeting.
GGCGAGGACUCGGGACUUCUUAAAGGGACCGCAACGACAGAAAUGUGGGGUCGGGAAUUGGGGUAAAAAAAGCGGAUUUUGAGCAAAUUGCCUCCCGCGAUGAUCUCCCAGCUCUUCAUCCUGUCCUCCAAGGGCGACCGCCUGGUGUACAGGAACUUCCGUGGGGAUGGCGGCGAUGACGUCACGGACGCCUUUUACCGCGCUGUCACCUCCCUGCCCGGGGAUCAGGCGCCCGUCUUCAUGGCCCGGGAGGGGCAGCACUUCGUCCACGUGCGGCACGGGGGGCUCUACGUGGGGGCCACAACCACGGCGGAUACAUCGCCGUUCGUCCUGGUGGAGUUCCUGAACAGGUUGGUGACGCUGCUGCGGGAGCACUGUGGGACUCUGAGCGAGAAGAGCGUCAGCGUGAAUGUGGCCCUCGUGCAGGAACUGCUGGGAGAGAUGGUGGACUUCGGAUACGUGCAGACCACCGCCACCGAAGUGCUGCGCAGCGCGACCCACGGGGAACCCGAGACCACCAAAGCCUUCAGCCUGCUGGACCUCCGCUCCGUGGGGCUGUUCGGCGCUGAGACGCAGCAGAGCAGAGUGGCGCCCGGCUCCGUCACCAACCGCCCGGUGCUGCCCCCUCGUGGCGAGCAGGGUGGUCGCAGGGAGGUCUUUGUGGACGUCGUGGAGCGCCUGACGGUCGUCAUUGCUGCCAACGGGACGCCCCUGAAGGUGGACGUGCAGGGGGAGAUCCGGCUGAAGAGCUUUGUGCCUGGGGCCUGCGAGCUGCGCAUGGGGCUGACGGAGGAGCUGAGCGUGGGCACGGAGGAGCAGUGCGGCUAUGGCCGCCUCCCCCUGGCUGCUGUCGCCUUCCACAGCUCCGUGGAUCUGGAGGAGUUUGAGCAGGAGCGCGUCCUGCGAGUCACACCGGGCCCGGGGGAGGUGACGCUGAUGCGCUACCAGCUGGCUGAGGACGUUGCUGUGCCGCUGCCCUUCCGCCUGCUGCCCAGCGUGGAGUGGGAGCCGGCAGGGAGGCUCCGCAUUCACCUGAAGCUGCGCUGUGAUCUGCCCCCCAAAAACCACGCCAUCAACGUCGUCCUGCAGCUGCCGCUGCCCCGGGAGGCGAGCAGCCUGGCGCAGGAGCUGAGCAGCCCCGAACAGACAGCAGAGCUGCAGGGGGGGGGACGGAGUCUGCGCUGGGCCAUCCCACGGUGCCAGGGGGGGGCGCAGCUGGGGGCCGUGUUCAGGGUGCAGCUGCCCCCCACCCCCCCGCUGGGCCUGGGCCCCGCAGCGCUCACCUUUGAGCUCCCGGCGCUGACGGUUUCGGGGCUGCGGCUGCGUUGGCUGCGCCUCUCCGCCCCCCCCGGCGCCCCCCCGGGCCCCCCCCAGCGCUGGGUUCGCCAUCUGACCCACAGCGACUCCUACGUGGUCCGGCUGUGACCUGGGCCGAACCCGGGCCGCUUUUGGGGCGAAUACACGAAGUUUUGGAGCCUCUGA